AUGCGUCGAUUUAAUCCUAAAUGGUUUGAUGAUGAAUAUCAUGAUUGGUUGGAGUACAGUGUAAGUAAAGAUGCAGCCUAUUGUUUGUAUUGUUAUCUAUUUAAAGAUAAUAAUAUUCAUCAAGGUGGAGGUGAUGUAUUUUCUAGUAUAGGGUUUAAGAGUUGGCAUAAAAAGAAAAGUUUUGAUAAACAUGGAUUGAGUAGCAUUCACAAUGAGUCAAAAAAGAAAUGCCAAGAUUUGCGGCAACAACGGUCUAUUCAAUCUUCAUUUGAGAGGCAAUCUAAUCAACUUAAGUAUGAGUAUUGGAUUCGCUUAACUGCUUCAGUUAAUGUAGUAAGGCUUCUUAUAACUCAAGGAUUAGCAUUUCGAGGUCAUGAUGAAUCUAAGUCUUCACUUAGUAGGGGUAAUUUUCUUCAAACUCUCUCAUGGUAUGCAAAAGUAUGUGAUAACAUUCGUGAUUAUGUACUGGAACAUGCUCCUCAAAAUGAUCAAAUGUCUUCUCCAAUAAUUCAGAAAGACAUUGUAACUGCAUGUAAGAUAGAAACAACUAAAGCUAUAAUUGAGGAACUAAAUGGUGAUUACUUUGCCUUGCUAGUUGAUGAAUCUUUUGAUAUGUCCCGCAAAGAGCAAAUGGCGAUUGUCUUACGUUAUGUUGAUAGAAUGGGAUUUGUGAUGGAGCGACUUAUUGAUGUAGUUCAUGUUCAAAAUACUUGUGCUUCAUCUUUGAAGAGUGCAAUUGUUAAUUUACUUGAUCAACACUCCUUAAGUUUAUCAUAUGUGCGUGGACAAUGUUAUGAUAGGGCAAGCAAUAUGCAAGGUGAGAUUAAUGGUCUUAAAAUGUUGAUUAAGAGAGAAAGUAGAUCGGCUCAUUCCAUUCAUUGUUUUGCUCAUCAACUCCAACUUACCCUUGUUGCGGUUUCUAAGAAAUGUCUUCAAGUGGGGGAACUUGUAGUAUUGGUUUCCAAUAUUUUGAAUAUAUUAGGAUCUUCGUUUAAGCGUAUGGAUGAAUUUCGAGAAUCUCAAAAAGAAAGAAUUCAAGAGGCAUUAGAUAUGGGUGAGCUUACAACCGGUAGGGGCUUGAAUCAAGAAUUUGGUCUUUCAAGAGCAUGUGAUACUCGUUGGGGAUCUCACUUUAAAUCUUUUAAUAAUUUUAUUCUGAUGUUUGGCUCUAUUCUCGAUGUUCUUGAAUCGCUUGUUCUUGAUGCACAUUCUACAGAUGAAAGAGCCAAGGCAAUGGGAUAUCUCAGGGCUUGUCAAACAUUUGAGUUUGAUGAGCUAUAUGUUAGUUCUUUAAGAUCACGCCGUAAACCUGAUGAUUGUACAGUCUUACAUCAUUAUCGGGUUGAUGUAUUUUGCAAAAUUAUAUAUUGGCAAAUUCAAGAACUUAAUGAACGUUUUGACGAAGUGACAACUCAGUUGCUUCAUGGAAUUGCUUGUUUGAAUCCAAUUAACUCAUUUUCAAGUUUUGACAUCAGAAAAAUAAUGAGAAUGGCUGAGUUAUAUCCUGAUGACCUUGAUGAAUUUAGUAUGGGUGCUCUUGAGAAUCAGCUUGCAUGUUAUAUUAUUGAUGUUCGUGAUGUUGAUGAAAGAUUCUCCGAUCUACAUGGGCUUUGUGAUCUUUCAAAAAGAUUAUUUUAG
Nicotiana attenuata is the source of this 1638-nucleotide messenger RNA. Its product is annotated as zinc finger MYM-type protein 1-like. Lineage: Eukaryota; Viridiplantae; Streptophyta; Magnoliopsida; Solanales; Solanaceae. The transcript has 2 exons. Bases 1 to 1638 code for a protein of 545 amino acids. The record is from RefSeq and is a predicted model, not a curated record.